AUGAUAGCAACCAUGAUUCAAGUGAUUAUACUGUUGCAGUUUGCCUCUGCAGCCGCCCUUACCAUAUUUGCAGUGGUAGGAGUAUCCGUUAAUCAACCGAUUGGUUUUAUCCUUCUUCUGGCAUUGCUUCAGUUUCUCAUAGCACUUCCGGGAUUUGCUUUUCACUUCACCAAAAGAAAUGCAUUUUUCUUCACAUAUGUUCUCUUCCAAGUGACAACGCUCGUAAGUGAGAUAAUUUGGUUUAUCUAUAGCGUCGCUACAAACACGUAUACAGCUAUCACGGUCAUCAUUCUAAUUGUUCUUAUUUUCAUACAGGCCACAGCUGUGCUUGCAGCUACAUUAUUUAAGAAUAUAGUUGUAAAUAUGAAAGAUGGAAAGAUUACAAAACGGCACCAAGUUAAACGUAAAAAGAACAAGGGUGUUAGCGAAGAAGGAAACGUAGAGAGUAAGAUUAUUUGCAGGUGGGCUGUUUCAUAAAU
Strongylus vulgaris is the source of this 479-nucleotide messenger RNA. The record is from the annotation of a GenBank genome assembly. NCBI's taxonomy places the organism in Eukaryota, Metazoa, Nematoda, Chromadorea, Rhabditida, Strongylidae.